ACGGCAGCCACAACCCACAACAUGCACAACGGAUCGAGCUCGCAAGUGUUCAUCAUGCCCGCUGCCGCCCAUGUCCACUACCUUGUCGCGGGAGGCUCCGGAGGAGGCGACGAGCCCAGGUACCCCUGGACCUUCAAGUCCCUGCACGAGGUGGACGCCGUCGUCCCUGCCAUCGCCCGUGGCAGCAAGAGGCCGGCCGCCGUCCCCGGUGGAGCACAGGUAGAGCCCUACGGGUGCCCCAUCUGCUUCCGCGUGUUUGCCACUGCCAAGGCCGUCCAUGGCCACAUGCGCAGCCACACGGACCGCACCUGGCGCGGCAUGGAGCCGCCCCGGCCGCCGCCCCUGGGCGAGAUCCGUUACCCGUACGUGUGCGACCGCUGCAAGAUGCCGUUCCAGACGCGGCAGGCGCUCGGCGGCCACCGCGCCAGCCACAAUGGUAAGAAAGGCUGCUCCUGGCUCGAAAGAGAGGAGCUCGCCGCCGCCGAAGAAGCUCGGAAGCCCGUCGUGUUCGGUGUUGAUCUGAACCUUCCGGCUCCCGAGGCAGAUCAGGAACAGGGGGAGGAGUAGUAGGAGCGAUCAACAGAUCGAUCGAGCAGCUUGCUAGUGUUCUCAGUUGACAGUUGCUGGAGCUGUGCUUGCGUGUGCUAUAUUUGGUGUUUAGCUUCUCCGAUAUUAUAUUCUGCCUUCCUUCUCUUUGACUUUGUGUUUCGAGACUUGGGUUGCAAAUAGCUCUCGAUCGAUCGAUCCCCGCUUAAU
Messenger RNA from Triticum urartu, 756 nucleotides. RefSeq lists its product as uncharacterized. Lineage: Eukaryota; Viridiplantae; Streptophyta; Magnoliopsida; Poales; Poaceae. The record is from RefSeq and is a predicted model, not a curated record.